CUCGAAAAAGCUCCGAAGUCUCCCUAUUUUCUCAUCUCUCUUUGUAAAAUGUAGAGUAUUCUUCUUCUUCUUCUAACUUCGUCUUGGAAGAGAGAGAGAGAGAGAGAGAGAGAGAGAGAGAGAGAGAGAGAAUUGAAAAAUGGAAAACAUGAGAGGCUAUUUUACUUUGGACAAGCUACCGUUGGGAUUUAGAUUCCAACCAACGGAUGAAGAGCUGAUCAAUCACUACCUCAAAGGGAAGAUCAACGGUGUUACUUUCGACGUCGAUGUCAUUCCUGAAAUCGAUGUUUGCAAAUGCGAGCCUGAGGAUUUGCCCGGUAAAUCAUAUAUUAAAACAGCUGAUCCAGAGUGGUUCUUUUUCUCUCGCCGGGAUCCAAUAAGUGUUAAACGUUCUAGAAGGGCAACAAAAACCGGGUACUGGAAACCAACAGGCGAGGAUCGCAAGAUCAAGUCCAAAACGUCCGGGAUGAAAUUGAUUGGGAUGAAGAAAACACUUGUUUUCCAUAGAGGGCGUGCUCCAGGAGCUAAGGGGACUAGUUGGACUAUUCACGAGUAUCGGGUGACUGAAGAUGGGGUGGAUGGCAUGGCAUAUGGGCAGGCUGCCUUUGUUCUCUGUCGCCUAUUCAAAAAGCAUGAUAAGACGAACAGAAGGUCAAACCGCAAUGACAAGGAGCAGAGUGACUUCUUCCCUAUCACAGACAAUUCAUCUCCCGACCAAACACAGCAUGCUGGAGAUGCUGUAGAGCAGAUCCAGAUGCCACUAAAUCGAGGAAACCGAGCAUCUGAUGUGCAAGAAGACCAGCAUCCGUUGCAUUGGACUGUUGAAGAUGAACUGGUAGAUUCUGAGAUUUGGCCGUUUGAUGAAGCAGACCAUGGGAUGACGUGUCGUCCUGUAUUAGAAGAGAGUCAACAGAUCCUGGUGGAUAAACCGCCCGAAGCUUUGGGAACAUCCCAUCUGGACACGUCAGUGGAUGACUACAUAUCGCCUGAUGAUUUCCUCGUCUAUUAUCAAGAUGGAGAGACACAACAGGGGGGUCUGUUUGAGGAUGCUGUAACUGGAAAGGAUGAUCUUCAGGAAUGGUUGGCAACUUUAUCAGAUAAUCCUGAAGAAGAUUCCAUCAUAGACCAAACCAAUCAGAAAAAUUGGUUUGCUGAGGCUGGCAUCAACUACGGCAGUGAAGCUUCUGUGAAUAUGUUUAGGGUUAUUCAUGAUCCAUAUGAAUCUGGUAGGCCCUCUGGUUGGAUUAAUUCCUUGGUAAGGAAUGAUCCAUGUCAAGCAGAUCUAGGCAUGAGUAGUGAGGAUUCUCAGAACAGCUUCAGAAUGCGACCUGCGCAGGGACAGAAACCAGCACCAUUCAUUGGCUUUUUGCAGGAACCAGUGAAUCGCACAGUGACUAAAGGUGACGGGAUCGAAUAUUCUUUUAGGAAUAUGGCCCCACCUCAGAAUGACAAUGCUGGGCCAUAUGUUUCGUCUGUGCAUGAUGGGUUCAGGAACAUUAAAGAACCAUCCAGCCAGAGAAGCUCAGAUAACAGCCAAGCUGGUCCCACUGGGAGUGGAAUAGUAAGGCCUCAGAAGCUGCAUUCUGUGGUGAACUCGCACAAACUUGCAUCACAGGGUGAAGCCCGAAGAAGGAUCCGUUUACAGGUGAAAAUUCAUGGGGGAUUGGUGUCUGGAAAAGCAAAUGAAUCAGUGCUUAAUACAAAAGGAAACGAGAUUAAUCCAACAAUAUCUAAGCCAAGAAGAAAUUUUCAAGAUACUGUCACCAAAGGAAAAGGAGUAGUGGGGCCCAUUUGUUUGAAUAAGCUUGGAAACUUCCGUCAUCAGGUGAGAGCAUUUUCUACUUCAAAGCUCCACAGGCACACAGGUGGGCACACAGGUGGAGCAGCUCAUCAUCUUGCCGAUGAGUUUGCAAGGAAAGUCUCCCUUCUCAAUGCCGAAAGUAGUAGGGAAACUACUCAUGCCAAUAAAAUCUGCAAACCCAAUAAAGCGGCUGGUCAAACUGGUCAGAGACAAUCAGAGGCUAAUCAAGCUAGUCUUCUGGAGAUUAAACGUGAAGAUCAAAGUCAGGGCGAAUCUGUAAGAAAAGUAUGGAUGCCUAGGGUGGGAAAUGAGUCUGAGAAGACGUGGGAAACUGGAAAGCAAAAAGUUGACCGUGGUCCACUGCUGAUCAGACUUGAUCAAGGGCUGGUCAAAGCUCAUCAAAGGGUUGGAAUGAAGCUUAAUACGAUCUUGGAAAAGCACAAAGGGCACAGGCACUGCUUCAGAAAAGUUAAGAUCAAGAAAGAGUGGUGACCUACUGUAGGUAUUAACUUUCCACUUGGUUGUAUAUGUUAUGGAAGAUCUAUAGCUCAUUUCGGAUGUCUAUUCAAGAACAAUGACAGUAUUUCAUCGUCUUUUGUGAGAUUUCAUCGUACUUAGCUGGUCACAAAAGUAGCAUGGAUUUGUAAGAUAUCUAUGAGUAGUUAAUCAGGAAACGACAGAUGGUUAGGGACAUCUCAGUCUUUCAACUUAUAUUAGUAGAGUUUGAUUUCAGAUCUAAUGGUUGAGACUAGCUGUAAAGCUUUGGUACUUGUAUAAAAGUUAAUUUU
Messenger RNA from Magnolia sinica, 2589 nucleotides. RefSeq lists its product as uncharacterized. Gene Ontology annotation, molecular function: DNA binding. NCBI's taxonomy places the organism in Eukaryota, Viridiplantae, Streptophyta, Magnoliopsida, Magnoliales, Magnoliaceae. The coding region runs from base 140 to 2293 and encodes 717 amino acids. The transcript is spliced from 6 exons. The record is from RefSeq and is a predicted model, not a curated record. Gene Ontology annotation, biological process: regulation of DNA-templated transcription.